Messenger RNA from Gasterosteus aculeatus aculeatus (three-spined stickleback), 1074 nucleotides. The record is from RefSeq and is a predicted model, not a curated record. NCBI's taxonomy places the organism in Eukaryota, Metazoa, Chordata, Actinopteri, Perciformes, Gasterosteidae.
CGUCACGCAGACGGUGCCUACACAUAUAUUUAUAUAUAUUGAGCGAGGGGACUCGGGGAAGGAUGUGUGCACCUGGACGGCCAAUCGCGCUCCUGCUGUUGUAUGUGAUCAGCUCAGCCUCCUCCUCCCCCGUUCCCACUCUCACACCUGCUCCACCUCUUCCAUUGCAAGUUCUACCUCCCGGCACGCCUCCACCCUCUACGCCCCUCAGUGGCUCAGCAGCGGGCUGCCCUCUGACGGUGUCUCCCUCCACGCUGGUGGUCAGGUUUGGAGAUCCGGUCACAGCAAACUGCUCUGUAUCCCAGAUGGGUUUCUCUCUUCUUGGUUGGAAAGUCUCCCUGCCGACUCCUGAACCCACGAUGGAUCGGUUUCUGGUCUGGCGUGUUGACAGGAUCACUGACUGGGGCAUCCAACCAGUGUGCUAUGCGCUAGCUGACACGGGGGGGAAGUGCGACAUCACUCUCCCUCUAACAGUGUACAAACCUCCACAAAAUGUGUCCAUCAGCUUUGUUAACCUCACUGGGCCGAUGUUGGAGGGGCGUCAGUACACUCUGCAGUGUACAGUAGAGCACGUGGCUCCUGUUAAGGACCUCCGUGUGACCUUCUACAGAGGACAGACAGCACUGGGUCAACCACAGUCCAUCAACAGCACAGUGGAGACACCAGUGACUCAGAUCUUCACUUUGGACAUCAGCCCGGGUAGAGAAGAAGAUGGAGCGGAGUACUGGUGUGAAGCCAAGCUGGAACUGGGACUCGAUGGGCCGGAGCUCCCUUCAGUGGUGACAUCACAAAAGGUCACCACCUGUGAGUUGUUUUUUUUAAAUCUUUCUUUCCUUAACAUUAACUAAAUAAAAAAUCCAAAUACUUUCCAGCAAAUAUUUUGCAUCCAAACUAUACACACUGCCCGCGACGCAAAGUUGCCACGAAUGCAACACGUAUUUUAUAAAAGGUUUUAACAAAUUUGACCUAUUGACCCCAAAUGCCCAGACUUCUUGUUUUCACCGGUAAAUGGUUACGAAUUGCGUAAAGGCCUUUAUUGUGAAAGGUAUGGACAGAAAAAAAGGACUGUAGUCU